Messenger RNA from Seriola aureovittata, 8220 nucleotides. RefSeq names its product coiled-coil domain containing 88Ab (gene ccdc88ab). Gene Ontology annotation, cellular component: centrosome; cytoplasm. The coding region runs from base 643 to 6816 and encodes 2057 amino acids. The transcript has 37 exons. Gene Ontology annotation, molecular function: microtubule binding; dynein light intermediate chain binding. The record is from RefSeq and is a predicted model, not a curated record. Gene Ontology annotation, biological process: cytoskeleton-dependent intracellular transport; cytoplasmic microtubule organization. Lineage: Eukaryota; Metazoa; Chordata; Actinopteri; Carangiformes; Carangidae.
CUCCCUGUUCAGUAGUAUGCAGCAUUUGAACGGAGGCAGACAGGAGGAGAUGAGUAACCGGUCAGAAAUGACUUAACAAUAAAUAUGAGGAGUAAGCUGACAAACUGAAAACCGGAAUAUUAAACCUCUGGAUUUUUCCGCACUGGAUAUUUUCUUUUCUGUAGUCGUGUUGGAGGAAUAUUUCCCUUUAACGUUAGAGUCUCCUGUUUGAGCCAGGAUCUUUUUUUUUUUUUUUGCCAGUAACGGUCCUUUUUCCUGAGUAAACCGCUAGCAUAAAACCAUACCUGGCGUAGGUCUCAUGCAGUCUCUGUUCACCCGCCUCUGUAGACAGGUCGCUAAAUUAGAUCACAUUUUUUAAUUAAAAAAAAUGUGAUUUCUUGUCCUUUCCAUGAGGUAGCCAAACCCCGUCGUUGGCAUCUGAAACAGCUGGGUCGUGUCGAGAAGAUUGUGGAUUAACGUCUCUUUUUUUUUUCUUCCUCUUAGAAACCUCGGACGUGUUUCACUGGCCUUUAGCCAAAAUGAGCGUCGAUUUAAUUGAAUCAGCUACAUGAGUGGAGUCUAAACAAACAUACAUUUCUCCCAAGGAGUGCAUAUUUUUUUCCAUAUCUGCUGAAAUAAACGGCGCCAGUUGCCCUGGAAAAUAUGGAAAGCGAGGUUUUCACCCCUUUGCUGGAGCAGUUUAUGCUCACGCCUCUGGUCUGCUGGGUGAAGACAGUCGGGCAGCCGACAGUGACCGAUGGCACCAAAUUAUCGGAAUAUGUUGAAUUAGUGGAUGGGAUUUACCUGAACGAGAUAAUGCUUGAGAUAAACCCUAAGGCCACAGUGCAGAGGACCAACAAGAAAGUGAACAAUGACCCCACACUGCGCAUCCAGAACCUUUCUAUUCUCAUCAGGCAGAUAAAAGCCUAUUAUCAGGAGAGUCUCCAGCAACUGGUAAUGAUGCCUUUACCAAAUGUCCUGGUACUGGGCCGAAACCCUCUCUCUGAGCAAGGUCUGGAAGAGAUGAAGAAACUAUUGCUGCUGCUACUAGGCUGUGCUGUUCAGUGCGAGAAGAAGGAAGACUACAUUGAGCGUAUCCAGAUCUUGGACUUUGACAGCAAAGCUGCCAUAGCAUCCCACAUCCAAGAGGUGACUCAUAAUCAGGAGAACGUAGUGGACCUGCAGUGGUUGGAAAGUGGGGAAAUGCCUCCUGAGGAUCUGGACAACCUCUCCAGAAACCUGGCUUUCCACCUCAAACGCUUGGUGGAUGAAAGGGACACACAGCUGGAGACUAUAGUGGAGUUAACCCAGGAGAGAGACUGUGUGCAGUUGUCUCCACUGGCUCCCUGUCCAACACAGUCCCCUGGUGACUCCCCCAGCAUGAGGAGGACUGAAAGCCGACAACAUCUCUCUGUGGAAUUGGCUGAUGCCAAGGCCAGGAUCCGGCGCCUGCGACAGGAACUAGAGGAGAAGAGUGAGCAGCUUUUGGACACCAGACAGGAGCUUGAGAACAUGGAGGUGGAGCUCAAGAGGCUUCAGCAAGAGAGCUACCAGCUGCUGUCAGACGCCCGGUCGGCUCGGGCCUACCGUGACGAGCUGGACGCACUCAGAGAGAAAGCGAUCCGUGUCGACAAACUGGAGAGCGAGCUGAGCCGAUACAAGGAGAGACUCCACGACAUUGAGUUUUACAAGGCCAGAGUCGAGGAGCUGAAGGAGGACAACCAGAUCCUGCUGGAGACUAAGACCAUGCUGGAGGAACAGCUGGAUGCUAGCAGGACCCGGUCUGACAAACUGCACCUCCUAGAAAAAGAGAAUUUGCAGCUCAAAUCCAAGAUCCACGACCUGGAGAUGGAGCGGGACAUGGACCGUAAGCGUAUGGAGGAGCUGUUGGAAGAGAACCUCGUGCUUGAGAUGGCCCAGAAACAGAGCAUGGAUGAGUCUCUGCACCUGGGCUGGGAGUUGGAGCAACUAUCCAAGACACCGGAGCUGACUGAAGCCCCUCAGAAGUCUCUGGGUGAGGAGGUGAAUGAGCUGACCUCGAGCCGCCUGUUGAAGUUGGAGAAAGACAACCAGAGCUUGCUGAAGACUGUGGAGGAACUAAGAGGAGCAGCCAGUCAGGACACCUUCGGGAAACUGUCUAAAGUCAACCACGAAAACCAGAGACUGAACCAGAAAUUGGAGCUGCUGCAGACUGAGCUGACAGCAGACAGAGAGUCGCUCCGCAGCGCCGAGUCGCUCAGCACUGACCUGAUGAAGGAGAAGGCUUUACUGGAGAAGACUCUCGAAACACUUAGAGAAAACUCUGAGAGACAGCUGAAGGGUCUGGAGCAGGAGAACAAGCACCUGGGCCAGACGGUGUCGUCUCUGCGUCAGCGCUGCCAGGUUGGUGCUGAGGCCCGGGUCAAGGAUGUGGAGAAAGAGAAUCGUGUUCUCCACGAGUCCAUCUGCGAGACAACUGCCAAACUCAAUAAGAUGGAGUUUGAAAGGAAACAACUACGUAAGGAACUUGAAGUGAUGAAGGAGAAAGGUGAGAGAGCAGAGGAGCUGGAGAUUCAUAUGCAGAAGCUGGAGAGGGACAAUGAGAGCCUGCAGAAGAAAGUUGCCAGUCUUGGAAUCACCUGUGAAAAGGUGUCUUCUUUGGAGAAGGAGAACACAGAGCUGGAGGCAGAGGGCCGUCGUCUGAAGAAGAAGCUGGAUGCUCUAAAGAACAUGGCCUUCCAGCUGGAGGCUCUGGAAAAGGAAAACUCCCAGCUGGAGCAGGAGAACCUGGAGAUUCGGCGCUCGGCUGAGAGCCUCCGGUCGGCCGGGGCGAAGGCUGCCCAGCUGGAAGCUGAGAACAGGGAGCUGGAGAGUGAGAGGAGCCAGAUGAAGCGCAGCCUGGAACUGCUCAAAGCCUCGUCCAAGAAGACGGAACGAUUAGAGGUGAGUUACCAGGGCCUAGAUACAGAGAACCAGCGCCUGCAGAAGGCUUUAGAGAACAGCAGCAAGAAGAUCCAGCAGUUGGAGGCAGAGCUGCAGGAGGUGGAGACUGAGAAUCAAACCCUCCAACGCAACCUUGAGGAGCUCAAGAUUUCCAGUAAACGCCUGGAGCAGCUGGAGCAGGAGAACAAGAGUCUGGAGCAGGAAAGUUCCCAGCUGGAGAAAGACAAGAAGCUUCUGGAGAAGGAAAACAAGCGGCUGAGGCAGCAGGCUGAGAUCCGCGACUCCAAGCUGGAUGACAGCAACCAGCGGAUCUCCACCUUGGAGAAAGAGAAUCGAACCAUGGGCAAGGAGAUGAUCUUCUUCAGGGACUCCUGCACUAGAGUCAAAGACCUAGAGCGAGAGAACAAGGAACUGGUCAAACAGGGCAGCAUCGAUAAGAAGACGCUCAUCACACUCAGAGAGGAGCUUGUGAGUGAGAAGCUGCGGACUCAGCAGAUGAAUAACGAUCUGGAGAAACUGACCCAUGAGUUGGAGAAGAUUGGACUCAACAAGGAAAGGCUGCUCCAUGACGAGAGCUCAGAUGACAGGUUUAAGCUCCUGGAAACGAAACUGGAGUCGACUCUGAAAUCAUCUCUGGAGAUUAAAGAGGAGAAGAUCGCCGCCCUAGAGGCCAGACUGCAGGAGUCCUCAAAUCUCAACCAGCAACUUCGCCAGGAACUCAAGACAGUGAAGAAAAACUAUGAAGCACUGCGUCAAAGGGAGGAGGAGGAGAGGAUGGUGCAGAGCUCGCCCCCUAGAGGGGGGGAGGACCCUCAGUCUGUCAGUAAAUGGGAGAAAGAGAGCCAUGAAGCCACCAGGGAACUGCUGAAAGUCAAAGACAGACUCAUUGAAGUGGAGAGAAAUAAUGCCACACUGCAGGCUGAGAAGGCGGCCCUGAGGAGCCAGCUCAAACAACUGGAAACUCAAAGCUCCAACCUUCAGGCUCAGAUAGUGGCAGUGCAGAGACAGACUGCCUCCUUACAGGAGAACAACACGACACUACAGACACAGAACGCCAAGCUGCAGGUGGAGAACUCUACCCUGAGCUCGCAGAGUGCAGCCCUCAUGGCCCAGAAUGCCCAGCUGCAGAGUCAGCAGAGCAGCGUGGAGGGCGAGCGCGAGGGAGCACUGAGGGAGAAAGAGGAGCUGAGGGCCACCUACGAGCUGCUCCUCCGCGACCACGAGAAGCUUGCGGCGCUCCAUGAAAGACAGGCAGCCGAGUAUGAAGCUCUGAUCGGAAAGCACGGGGGCCUGAAGAGCUCCCACAAGAGCCUGGAACAGCAGCACAGGGACUUGGAAGACAAGUACAAGCAACUCCUGCAGAGGAAGGGGGAGCUGGAGGACCUGGAGAAAAAUCUGAAAGACCAGCAGGAAAAGAUGGCACUGGAGAACCAAACACACCAAGCUACAGCUGACCAGUGCAAACUGCUCAAAGAGGAAAACGAUAGACUUAAUACUACCUAUCGACAGCUGGUGAAGGACAACGAGAAUCUCCAGCUGGACCAUAAGAACAUGAAGAGCCAGUUAAACAGCGCCAAGCUGGAUCAGACCAAGCUGGAGGCCGAGUUCUCUAAACUGAAGGAGCAGUACCAGCAGCUGGACAUCACCUCCACCAAGCUCACCAACCAGUGUGAAUUGUUGAGCCAGCUGAAAGGAAAUCUGGAGGAGGAGAAUCGUCACCUGUUGGACCAGAUCCAGACUCUGAUGUUACAGAAUCGCACACUGCUGGAGCAGACCAUGGAGAGCAAAGACCUGUUCCACGUAGAGCAAAGACAAUACAUAGACAAGCUUAAUGAGCUGAGAAGACAGAAGGAGAAGCUGGAGGAGAAGAUCAUGGACCAGUACAAGUUCUAUGACCCCUCACCUCCACGCAGGCGUGGCAACUGGAUCACUCUGAAGAUGAAGAAGCUGAUCAAGCCUAAGAGCCGGGAGAGGAUGCGUUCUCUCACGCUGACUCCGUCUCGUUCAGAGUAUGGUGACGCUUUCCUGACCUUUCCCCACGACAGCCAGGACAACUCGUCCAUAGGCUCCGGCUCCAACUCGCUGGACGACACACUCACACAAAAGAGGAGCAGCAGGAGGAGAGGGCAGCAGUCCCAUGCCCAUGCCCAUGGGCAGGGUUCCAGCAAUGCUAUAAAAAGGUUGCCUUUCAUGAGGAACAGAUCCAAGGACAAAGACAAGGCCAAAGCCAUCUACCGGCGCUCCAUGUCCAUGAAUGACCUGCUUCAGACCAUGGCAGUGGCAGGUGGUCCUGGGGCUCAAUGGGCGUGCAGCAUCGAGAAUCUAGACGGCGCUGAGGCUGGAGAUGCCGGCAUGACGGGCAGCAGCAGGCGCAGCGGGCAGCGUAUGAAGGAGCUCGCCUUGUCCACCAAUGCUAUUGACUGUGCUGCCCUCACCCUGCCCACAGCAGGGCACAGCAGAGCCAAGCUUCGGCUUCAGGUCAAAGAUAAUGCCUCCUGUGAGGAUGUUGCCGGCUCCUCAGAUGACCCUAAGAGUCAAGGCCUGCAGGUGUAUAGCAGUGCUUUGGCUCUGUAUCCUUCCCCUGUAGAGCUGAGCAUUAUGUGCAGACUGCCCUGUAGCAUCUGUACCACCAGACCCUCCAGUCUCCAUAGCAACAGGAUCAUCAGUAGUAAUAGUAACAAUAACUCCCACCUCACUUCUCCUCUGGAGGGCAAAGGCACGUUGAAUGGCAGCCUCAGCAGGCCUCACAGCGAGAGCAGCGGAGAGUUCAGCCUGAGCCUAGACCAGGAGGUGUGGUCCAGCAGCGGCAGCAGCCCUGUUCAGCAGCCCACCUCUUCGCGCUCCUCCCACCAGAGCCCCCUGCAGCUGCGCAGGUCGCUCGACCCGUCUGCUGCCGCAGGCAGCCCAGGCCAGACCCAGAUCAGGAAGACGGGAUCCCCAGGCAGUGAGGUGCUUUCCCUGCAGCAGUUCCUGGAUGAGGGUAUUGAUCCUGCAGAGUCUGGCAGUCAGGAGAACCUCACUGUAGACUCUCCUCGCCUCCCCACUUCAUCUGAGCAUGUGCAGAAAGAACGCACUUCGACAAAGGGCCGAGGCAUAUUGCGCUCAUCCAGCGGGAAAGCAACACUGGUCAGCUCCGACCGCCCACCGAGAUCCUCGGGUCAACCGGGACGCCCGACCCUGCGGAAGGCGGAGAGCACCCGUGUGAAAGGCUCCGUCCCGGUCCGCUCCAGCCUGUCCUCGCAGGGCAAGGCCACAUCCGUCUCCGAACGACUGGAUUCAGCUUCCGCCACGCUGCCCCGGGCCAGUAGCGUCAUCUCCACGGCCGAAGGCACCACGCGGCGCACCAGCAUCCACGACCUGCUCUCGAAGGACAACCGGCAGCCCGUGUCGGUCGACGCCUCUCCUCCCGUUGCGUCCACCAAGGCUGGGGUACGCUCCCAGCCUACACCCAGUGAGUACCACCCCAACAGCACCAACCUAAAGGGAUCCCUUAUCACCACCACCCCAUUGCCCAAGUCACUCAGCUUGCCUUGCCAUAGCUUGGAGGACCCCGACCUCUCCACCCUCGAGUCUUUCCUUGGCCCUUCCUUCACUGUAGAGUCGGUGUUCAUGGACUCCAUUUUUAGUGAGUCAGCGGGCAAAAACCUUCCAUUCCUGUCUCUAAACCCCACCCUAGUCAGCAAUAUCAGUGGGCCACCUGUUACAAAUAAAACCCCCUCAGCUGCACCUAUCCCAAACCACAUUUCCACCCAAAACCAGACCCCACACAGCCAAUCAAACGGCCAGAUGAGAUCCAGCCCAGCCAGUGUAAAAGAGUAUAAUGAGGGCGUCGACCCCAAUCGUGUGAAUAAUUCGGACCAGUCACUGAGCCCAGAGGACAACCAGUCUCUGUGGUAUGAGUACGGGUGUGUGUGAAUGACAGGGAGGUUCUGGCUUGCUGAUCUUAAUACAAGACUUGACUUAAAGAGUGACGAAUGAAAGGAAGGAUAAAUGACAAAUCCUCCUCUGCAUGUAUUUAUCAGAGCACUGUCUAUCUCUGUGUGGUGUAUUUCAUGCUUUUCUGUUUGCCAUGGUGCUGAUUGGUGAUUUGCUGUUUUGUUUUGUUUUUUUUUUUUUUUUUUUUUUUUUGUCACCUCCUGUUCUGACCUUUUUUCUGUCCCGUUCUGUUCUCUAAGGUUGGACUUUGAUAACUGUUCUUCCGUCCAGCAGCCUUUACCAUAUUAUUGUUUCCUCAUCAAAUCUGUUUCACUGGCUAACACUAUACUAUUAUCUGCUGUUGUGGAUUUGUACAGCACAGUUAAGGCUUAGGAUUUCUGUUUCUAGCCUCAAUAACAAAGUAGCUAUGAGCAGAAAAGUUAGAGAUUCAGCCAUAAAAAGCAGCAGAAAAUCUGUCGGAUAUAAACUGUGUCUGAUAAGGCAGGUGGGACAGAUCUCAUAGUAGCAAUUUCUUCAAAUCAAAGUCUUUCAAUGUGUCAGAUAAUAGAUUCACUUGUUGUUUAUCAUGAUGCUUUAGUGUACGGGAGAGUCUUUUUCACUUCUUUUAACUUAGUUGCAUUAUCCACUAAACUGCAUGGCUUUGUUCUGUCUCAGUUCAACCUGAAACACUCAUUUUGAUUUCUGCGAUCAAAAUGUUUAUGUUUAUCCUCUUUUUGUUUCUAUUGACAAUGUGUAUUAUGUUUGUUUUCAUACAUUUGACACCUUUUUUCUGUAAUUUUAUUUUACAUAUAAUAACUGGAGCAUUUGCUCUUUGGAUGAUGGGUUUUGACCUGAUGGACUUCUUGGGUUGGUGACAAAAUGAUGUAGCUUCAUUCCCAGAAUGAUCUGAGGGGAGGAUUUAGUUGGUUAAGUGAAAGUUGACUGAAGGAAGUAAAAUAUGACCAGAGUGAUUAAUAGUUUUAGGUAGUUUGUGAUAGUUAUGGAAACAGGGAGUCAGUAUCGUAAGUUGAGAAUAGUUUGCAGUGGUCAGAUUGUUUUGUAAAUGAAGCUAACGUCAUUUCUUUUGGUAUCUGUAAACUUUUAUUUACCCAUCCUGACACACCACAUCUUGAGAAUGGAUAAUAUUUGAUUAUGUAUUUUAGAUUGACAAGAUCUUGUACAGAUUGUUGUAAUCAUUAAGUUAUAAUCAAAGACGAGCACUGCUUUUUGUGCCAAUACUAGUAGAACUGUCUGCAUCUAGAUCCUUAUUUAUUUCUGCUUUUGUAUUCUGUAGUUGCUCUUUGAAGUUGCUUUAUUGUAUUUAUCUUGAUCUACAGUUUAUGCAGGUAUAAAGUAAAUGAAAAUGUUCUUGUCACUGUCUACAGAUGUAACAUAAACAUUGCC